Molecule: messenger RNA, 1920 nt
Organism: Plasmodium adleri (nom. inval.)
Lineage: Eukaryota; Apicomplexa; Aconoidasida; Haemosporida; Plasmodiidae
Product: leucine-rich repeat protein
Exons: 5
Coding region: 1-1920 (639 amino acids)
Molecular function (GO): protein binding
Source: RefSeq, a predicted model, not a curated record
AUGAGUAACGAAAAAGGAGAUAUUAAAGAAGACAAUGAAGAAAAAUUAAAUGUUGAAAGUGUUCAGAAUGAUAAGAAAGAAAAUACUCUAUUUGAUGAUAUAAUACCACAACAUGAUUAUAAAAGAAUAAGAACAAAUAUUAUAAAUGAAGAAAUAUUAAUUGAAGGAAUAAAUAAAUCAUAUAAUUUAAAAAGAGAAGAUAUUAUUAAAGAUUUUUAUUAUGCUAAAGUGUUAUCACUAGAAAAUAGGGAUAUUGUCCUUAUACAAAAUAUGAACCUAUUCAAAAAUUUAGAGGAACUACAUUUAAAUAACAAUUUAAUAGAAGACCUUGAAAAUUUAGAAGAAUUAAUAAAUUUAAAAAUAUUAAGUGCAUCAAAUAAUAAAAUAAAAAAAAUAAAAAACUUAAAUAAUUUAUAUAACUUAAGAGAACUUAAUUUACAUAAUAACGAAAUAGAAAGAAUAGAAAAUUUAAAUAAUAACAAAAAGUUACAAAUAUUAAUAUUAAGUAAUAAUUAUAUAAAACAUAUUGAAGAUAUUAUUUAUUUAAAAUGUUUGGACAAAUUAAAAUUUUUAAAUAUAAUUAAUAAUCCUAUAUGUAAUAUUCCAGAUCUCCAAAAUUUUGUAAUGAAGAAUUUAAUAAGUAUAAAAUAUUUUAAUAAUAUCAUUUUAUCAUCUAUUAAAAAAGUAGACACAAAACAUAUAUAUAUACAUCCCAAUGAAGAUUUGACAAUUUAUAAAUCAUCCAUAAUUAAAGAAAAAGGAAUAUCAAAAAAUGAAAAUUCAAAUCCAUAUUUUUAUAUUAAAAAUAAUUGUAGUGAUAUAGAAAAUUAUAAAAAAAAUAUAAGUGAAGCUUAUCUAUAUGAAUUAACUACAUUACCUGAUACAUUAUUUGAUGAAAAAAAACAGCCUCCCAUUUUUAAAAAAAUUAUUAACUAUGAAAAAAUUAAAGAAAUAUUUUUAACAGAUCUGAGGGAAAUACAUUUAGGAAUUAUUGAUAAAAUACUUCUUCUUAAUGAGGAUCGAAAAAAAUGCUCCUACCUUUUUGAAGAAGACGUAGAAAAAUUUAUCUCCCAGUAUAUGUUAAACAAUAUUGAAGAAUAUAACAAAUUAAAGAAAAGAUCCAAAAAGGUUAUACAUUCAUUGGAAGUUUUUUUGGAUCACCCCAAAGAAUUUGAAAAUAUGAUGAUGAAAAAAUGCCCUAAUUACUAUAAAAAGAAUAUCGAAAUAAAAAAUAAAGAACAAAUUAACAACAGUGUUAUUAAAAGAUUUGAAGAAAUUUCGAAAUCUUUAAAUUUAAAUAUAAUUAAAGAUGAUUUAUUAAACCUUGGUGAAGAUAAAGAAACAGAAACUUAUAUAACAGAUGAGAAGACAAAUAUAUGUACUAAUAAUAAUUAUAUUUAUGUUGAUAAAGAAAAAUAUAAUACUAUUAAAAUAUAUAUAGAAAAUAAUAUUAAAGAAAAUAUAUUUUUUCGUGAUAAAUUAAUUAAUGACGAAUUAAUGAAUAUCGUUGCUCUUAAUAAUUUUAUUGAAAUAUUUAAAACAAACAUUUCUAAAACUAUUAAAAGAAUAAAUGAUAACAUUACAGAUUAUUUUAAAAAAUUAGAUAAACUAGAAGAAAAGUUUAAUACACAAAUUAUAAAUUUCUUUUCAGAGGUAAAAAAUAAUGACCAUCCAUCAAUUGUGUUAAGUGAAGAUGAAAUAAACGAAUAUUAUUCUUACAAAAAUUAUCGAUCUAAUAUUAUGAACAAUUUAGAGGAUUACAUAUCAAGUAGUUACAAUAAAGCUGGCAGUGUUUUAAUUGAAGAAAAAAAAAAACAUUUAUUUUUACAAUCAAGAGAUAGAAUUGAAGAAAUAGGAAAAAUUGUUAAUAUUUAUAAUGAUUUAUUUUAUUCCUACUUGUAUAUAAUACGUGUUGAAUGA